This is a messenger RNA of Eucalyptus grandis, 2274 nucleotides long. RefSeq lists its product as uncharacterized. NCBI's taxonomy places the organism in Eukaryota, Viridiplantae, Streptophyta, Magnoliopsida, Myrtales, Myrtaceae. The transcript has 4 exons. The record is from RefSeq and is a predicted model, not a curated record. The coding region runs from base 1177 to 1908 and encodes 243 amino acids.
UCCUCCCCUAGAAAUGAAAUGAAAAUCCCUCUCUCGCGUUUCGCGCCCCGGACCUUUCUCACUCCUCCAGAACGAACUCCUCUCGUCAGGAUCGCUCGCGACGGAACGCGUUGCCUCGUCUCCGAAACCGAACGGUUCGUCGCGCGGGUACGUUCCUGAUGCCUUUUUCCGUAACUCGAGUCCCUUCAUGAGCCGCGGCCCCGGACGCGGUUUCGCUCCCUCCGCCGGCGACGCCGGCGACGUCGGCGAAGACGUCCGGCACCGAUCCGUGCCGGAGCUCCUCGCUUCCCUGCGAUCGUCGGCGUCCGGGCCCGUCGCCUUCGAGGGAGUGCGGAAGGUCCUGGAGGUCAUGCAGAGGAGGUCGAGCCGCGAGAUCGAGCGGCUGAGGAGCGAGAACGAGUCGUUUCGGAACGAGCUCGAGCGCCUGAAUUCGGAGAGAUUGCGCCUCGAGGGCGAGGUGCGGAAAUGCAGGACGGAUGGGGAUGAGUCGGCGGAGGCCGAGAGACCUGCCGGAAUCGCCGAGGGUGUAUAUGGCGUUCGUGCGGAGAGAGGGGGAGAGGAGGAGGAGGAGGAGGAGGAGGAGGAGCGAGCUUGGAGGAGAUAUACGAUGAGCUGAGGAGGAAGAAUGAGGAAUUGGAGGGCGAGAAGAGGGAGCUGGAGAGUUGGCUUCAGGUUUGGCGGAAGAAAUACGAGGAAUUGGACAAGUUGCAGCUAGAAAGAGACGCUUCGGUGCUGAAAAAUGAGGAGCGAUGCAUUUUGGGUGGGAGAGAGGGGGAAUCGGCGGUUCUGGGAGAGACCGAUGGCUUAAUCAAUGUGGAUGUGUGUGGCGAUAGUGGCGAUAGUGGCUGUGCUCGGCGUGGACAUGAUUCUAAGGAUGGCGGAACUGUCUCCUUCGCGCGCAAUGCGAGGAAGAAGCUGGGUUUUGGCGCAGGUGCUUGCUUGUCGCCCUCAGCAGGUUCAACUCGUAAAUCUCCAGUGAAAAAGGAUGGAGUUUUACAGGGUGAUGGAAGUUUCCUAUUUGUUGAGGUAAGUGAUAAUGCCGACAAUUGCAGUAGGCCAUCAGGAGAUAAACAUCCUGGUAGAAGAAAUGAUGAGAAGGGGAACAGAGAGCUCAAAGGGAAAAGAGGUCCCCUUCCUACUGUUCUUGGUGAAACGUGUACCCAAACUUUGCGUGAUAUGGCAGUUGCCCUCAAACAAUGUAAACGGAAAAGAAUCAAAGAGAAAGACUCUGAUAACAGCUUGAGUAAGUCCACCAGGGUCAAUCCUAUUAAGCAUGAAAGUGGGGCUGGUUCAAAGUCAGAUUAUGGAAGUUCUGAGCAGAAAAGAAUCAAAGAAAGAGACUCUGACGACAGCUUGAGUAAGUCUACUGGGGUCAAUCCUAUUAAGCAUAAAAACAGGGCUGGUUCGGCAUCUGCUAAGUCAGAUUCUGAAAGUUCUGAUCAGAAAAGAAUCAAAGAAAAAGACUCUGAUAAUAGCUUGAGUAAGUCUACUGGGGUCAAUCUAAUUAAGCAUGAAAACAGGGCUGCUUCAGCAUCUGCUAAGUCAGACUAUGGAAGUUCUUUGCACAAAGAACGUUGGAAUUCUGAGGCCGAUAUGCUUUUGGAUUUCACCCAAGAUGAUGAGCUGUGCAUGAAGGCCGUUUGCGCACUUUAUAGAUGGCAAAGAUCAAAGUCAAUGCAGAGGAGUGCCUGUGGGGGCUUCAAUGACCUCCUUUCACCAAGGGAAAACUCUCUGGCUGAGUUUCUGAUGGGUGGAGAUCCAGAGGGUAAGCUGAAAAAAUCUGUCAUGAAUUUGCGUGAUCACUGCCCAGAGGGCCCGAUUCUCUGCAGGAGUGCAGCUACCAUACACUUCAAGCAGUUAUUUGUAAUCUACCGAAUGAAAGAGGAUCCCUUUUUCCCAUCCUCAUAGCAUGUGAUAUAAAUCCUCAAAUAUUUGGGAUCAUGAUGCCAGGAAGAGCUGCAGUUGUUGAAGGGCUUUUGCUCGUAUUUAGUCAGCAGGUCUUGUGUUUUUGUAGCCUUUUGCCUUUACCUACUUGUGCCAUUGCCUGCUAUUUGCAGCUUGUGCCAGUUAGGUGCGCACAAAUUUUUUUCCUCGUCUUUUUGUCAGGUUCUAGAACCUGGUGUGCAUAGAUCAGCCAUCUUGGAUCUGGAUUGUAAAUUAUCAAGGAUAGAGCUGUUAGAUCUUUUUGCAAGCUGUCCCUCUUCAUCUGUGCUUGUCCGUUGCGGUCAAUUCCUCUUCACCAACCAUUUUUGUUCCGUCAACUCAGAUUGGUAA